Molecule: messenger RNA, 540 nt
Organism: Myodes glareolus (Bank vole)
Lineage: Eukaryota; Metazoa; Chordata; Mammalia; Rodentia; Cricetidae
Source: RefSeq, a predicted model, not a curated record
AUGGUGGUGGUGUUAGAGGACCCCAAGAUGCCCAACCUAAAACUUCUUGAGAAUCUUUCCUGCCAGGUUAAUGAUCUUGUAAAAUAUUCUAAAACUUGGAAAUGUUUAGAUCCCAAAUCCUAAUUGUAUUAUGCUGAACUCUUAGAACAAAAUAAUACACUCCACAAACUUCAAGCGACAGGUCUAAGACUCUUCCAUUGUUCCCAUUGUGUCCCCAAACUGGAACCAAUUCCUGAGUGACCCUCUCUGGCCUCUUGUGGGGUCCCAGCUUUUCAAAAGUCCCUUAAAAGUCACAACCAGCACACUAGACAUCAUGUUACUCUAAAUGGAAUACUGCAGUUCACCAAAAAGCUAAGCCUAGUACUGAGUAGAGCCAUUUCCAAACGUGGAUGUGUAAAUCAUUUCCCUGAUUCUUGUGUUUCUUGUUGCUGUGACUACCUCACAAAGGGAGUAAAGGAAACUGCCUGCACUGAACUUUUUGACACUAUUUCCUAAACUGAUCUCCAGAAGGCAGUUAACAAAAUUCUAACUGCUUCAUGA